This is a messenger RNA of Moneuplotes crassus, 1325 nucleotides long. Lineage: Eukaryota; Ciliophora; Spirotrichea; Euplotida; Euplotidae. The record is from the annotation of a GenBank genome assembly.
AUGGACCAGGAAUUGGGAGAGAGGGGAUGAAGGGAUGAAAGUCUUUCGGAUAGUGAAGAGCAGCUUGAGAAAGUUAGGAAGAGUAUGAAGGAGUAUAUGAGGUUGUUUAAGGAGAGGUUAAGGGAGGAGAGGGGCCGAGGGGAGGAGGAUAAGGGAUGUGUGGAACAGCCGAAUGAUGAUAGCUAUGUGUGCCAUAGAUGUGAUGAGAGAGGUCAUUUUAUACACGAUUGUCCUACUAAUGGUGAUCCAUUGUUUGAUGAAGAGAAGGGAUACCAAGAUUCUCCAGGGGCUGUAGCUUUUAAGAUUCAAAAACAAGUCGAAGAAAAGCUAAAUGGCAUUUGUAGAGAUGAUAAGGUAGUUUAUAAACCCUUUCUUAAAUCUCAACUAAUGCCUGAAUUUUGAUGCCAAAUUUGCCAAGAUAUCUUUAAGAAUCCAGGAUUGAUGCCUUGUUGUGGUAUCAAUUAUUGAUGGGAGUGAAUUAUUUCUCAGAUAUCUCCACUUAGAGGUUACUUUUCUUGCCCAAAUUGCGACCAAGCUACAUUAGUAGAUAUUUCAUCAGAAAUUCUUACUAAAAAUAUUGUAAUGAACAAUCUUUUAAAUAGGCUAUCUCAGUUAUACAAAAGAGAGCUGCAGAUCGGAACUCACAUAAAGGAAAUUGAGAUUUCUAAAUAUUCUGUUGAAAAUUUGAGCCAAGUACAAGAAAUCAGUACCCAGAAUAUUACUGAAUUUGAUCAAGAGAAACUCUUAGAAGAGUACCAAGCAGAUGAAGAGGAUUACAAAGCAAUUAUGGAAAUACUUAAUUUAGAGAACAUCGACAUUGAACCAGAAGUCAUCAAAUAUAAUGCCAAGCAAGAGAAAUUUCUACAGAAAAAGACAAAUUCCUUGAUUAAUCCAAAUCCUACCAAAGCUCUGAGAGUAAUGCAGAAAACUAGUGAUAUCAAGGAUGAUUUCUGUUCCAUUUUACCUCAUAUAGAAGAGGAAGAACUAAAAACUGACGAGACGGAUACAUUUCCUGAUCUCUCUGAUAGAUUCUUUGUGAACGCUCGCUCUUAUCUAUCGUGCAAUAUGAAAGAUAUGGUAGAUAACAAAUUAAGCAACAAAGCUUCUCUGAAGAUCUAUUCUACACAAACCAGAGGACCAAUAUUUCAGUGUGAGAAUCAAAUUAAGAGCUCAAUCAAGAAUCGAAUCAAGAACAAGAAGAGAAAGAAAAGAAGGAACAGGAAGAAAAAGAAUGCUUCUUUAUUGGGAAACUAAUGUGGUCUAAGUUAUUAUUCAGAAACGAUGGUAGAUUAGUAAAGUUAACUUCCAAUCUCUAAUAUUUUCAC